Cladophialophora immunda is the source of this 1933-nucleotide messenger RNA. RefSeq names its product elongation factor 1-alpha. NCBI's taxonomy places the organism in Eukaryota, Fungi, Ascomycota, Eurotiomycetes, Chaetothyriales, Herpotrichiellaceae. The transcript has 5 exons. Gene Ontology annotation, biological process: translational elongation; translation. Gene Ontology annotation, molecular function: GTP binding; translation elongation factor activity; GTPase activity. Bases 166 to 1545 code for a protein of 459 amino acids. The record is from RefSeq and is a predicted model, not a curated record.
GAGUUCUUCACCCUGCCCCUACACUUUCCAUCACCCAGGACUAAUCAGUCGACAGCACCUCUACGCAAGCCGUGGUACCUGAGCAUUCGCAUCGAAAUCUUCUAGUAUCUGCCACAGAACUACAAGACUUCAUUCAAACCAUCGCAAAACCUCCAAUCCGUCACCAUGGGUAAGGAAAAGACUCAUAUCAACGUCGUCGUCAUCGGACACGUCGACUCUGGCAAGUCCACCACCACCGGUCACUUGAUCUACAAGUGCGGCGGUAUUGACAAGCGUACCAUCGAGAAGUUCGAGAAGGAAGCCGCUGAACUCGGCAAGGGUUCCUUCAAAUAUGCUUGGGUGUUGGACAAGCUCAAGGCCGAACGUGAACGUGGUAUCACCAUCGAUAUCGCUCUCUGGAAGUUCGAGACCCCCAAGUACUAUGUCACCGUCAUCGACGCCCCCGGUCACCGUGACUUCAUCAAGAACAUGAUCACUGGUACUUCCCAGGCUGAUUGUGCCAUUCUCAUCAUUGCCGCUGGUACUGGUGAGUUCGAAGCUGGUAUCUCCAAGGAUGGCCAGACUCGUGAGCACGCUCUGCUCGCCUACACCCUGGGUGUCAAGCAGCUCAUCGUCGCCAUCAACAAAAUGGACACCACCAAGUGGUCUGAGGAUCGUUACAACGAAAUCAUCAAGGAGACUUCCAACUUCAUCAAGAAGGUCGGAUUCAACCCCAAGUCUGUCCCGUUCGUGCCCAUCUCUGGCUUCAACGGUGACAACAUGAUCGACGUCUCCACCAACUGCCCCUGGUACAAGGGCUGGGAGAAGGAGUCCAAGGCUGGCAAGGCUUCUGGCAAGACCCUCCUCGAGGCCAUCGACGCCAUUGACCCUCCCAGCCGUCCCACCGACAAGCCUCUCCGUCUCCCUCUUCAGGAUGUCUACAAGAUCUCCGGUAUUGGCACAGUUCCCGUCGGUCGUGUUGAGACCGGUACCAUCAAGGCCGGUAUGGUCGUCACCUUCGCUCCCGCCAACGUCACCACUGAAGUCAAGUCCGUCGAAAUGCACCACGAACAGCUCGUCGAGGGUGUUCCUGGUGACAACGUUGGCUUCAACGUCAAGAACGUCUCCGUCAAGGAGGUUCGUCGUGGCAACGUCUGCGGUGACUCCAAGAACGACCCCCCUAAGGGUGCCGACUCCUUCAACGCCCAGGUCAUCGUCCUCAACCACCCCGGCCAAGUUGGCGCUGGUUACGCUCCCGUCUUGGAUUGCCACACCGCCCACAUUGCCUGCAAGUUCGCCGAGCUCCUCGAGAAGAUCGAUCGUCGUACCGGCAAGUCCAUGGAAAACAACCCCAAGUUCAUCAAGUCUGGUGAUGCUGCCAUCGUGAAGAUGGUUCCUAGCAAGCCCAUGUGCGUUGAGGCCUUCACCGACUACCCACCUCUUGGUCGUUUCGCCGUCCGUGACAUGCGUCAGACCGUCGCCGUCGGUGUCAUCAAAUCCGUCCAGAAGACCGAGAAGGGUGGUGGCAAGGUCACCAAGGCUGCUGUCAAGGCUGGCAAGAAAUAGAUGUCUUGCACAGGAAUUAAUCCAAUCCAUCUCACAGUGGUAUUGUUUCUUGUGGCGGAGGUUGUGGAAUGUUCACCUUCAGGAGCUGGCUUCCAUUCCACGGUUCAUGAAUUGCGGGAUUUAAAAUCUACUCCUGACCCUGGAGAUUUCAUGGUUUCCGCGCGGUUAAUUCUUGCCAUCAUCAACGGUCUUGUCCUUCUCAGCGAUUCCUUCAUACGACACCAACGUGUACUUGCUACGUUUCGGGGUACUACUGGCUUUGACGAAAAGGAGCACGGUCACUUGACUCGAAAUCGGGCCGUGUUUAUGAAAUGAUAGAAUGAUUUCAUGUCCAUCAUAGGCUAUGCAGGUAGCUCUACUGUCAAUCAAAGGACGUGAAUGCCCAAAA